CCAUAGGUGCUCGUCGCAUCUACACUGUGUUGUACUACAGUAUAGCCUGUCACCACAUUGUGUCCGCGUUCCACACUGGCAUGGGUCAUUGCUCGAGACGAUCCGACUCGCUGCUGCUCCUUCGUUCUCGGUGCUUCCCAUCCUUUGGCUUCCCGGGCGUGAUUCGUCCUCCCGCCCUUGCGCGCGAACGCGCAAAUCGUCGCCCACUCUGGUCAGGCAGGCGAGGACAUCUCCGCCAUGAGCUAUCAAUAUGAUUAUCACCAUCCUCCACCACCGCCUCCACCUCUCACUCCAGGCUCUGCGGGUUUAGGUCCUGGUCUCAGUCCGGGUGGACAUCCCAUUCAGAGACGGCGACCCAUCUCUGGCAUCCAACCGCCAGCCAUCGCGACCAACUUCGCGGGUGGUAGUCCGACAAUCGGACAAGGUGGUUUUUCUUCAUAUACGCCAGCAUCCGCUUCGCCUUGGAGCAGCGGUGGUCACAACGCGCCACAAAGUCAAUUCGCAAUUCCUGGUACCCCAAUGGAGCCGUACAAUCCCCGACAAUGGGGCAAUCGCGGAGGGCAGGUCUCAGGGCAGCAGAUGUUGUUUCAGCAACAACGUCCCGGGAUCGCGCCGCCGCCGAGCACUUCGGAGAUAACUGGCAUGGAAGCCGCAAUGCCUUCUCCGCCGCCUCCAUACACACCGAGCAGCCCGGAUGCGCCUCAUCGUGGUGGAAUGUCUUCCGCGGCCAUGGAGAACAUUGGAACCGUGGUGUCACCACUUGCGACUGAACCUCCCGCUCGCCAAUCACCACAAAUCUCCGUCUCGCCUGCCUUUCCUCCACCUCCAGGACCAUCGUCGCGACAUCGAGAAAGAUCGAGCUCAGGAUUAGCCGGACAACGAGGGUUCUUUGGCCUAUCGGGAUUACGUGGGAAACAACCCGAACCGGCACCGACCAGUGUUCCUGCGGCACCUCCGGUAUUGGACAUGCGACCGCCGUCGGCUAGGAGAGCGGCGUCUACGGGGCAUAUGAUGUCACAUGGCAUCGUGGCAUCAUCUUCAUCGUCACCAGCAGGGCCGGCAAGGCGUGAUUCUCCAGAAAGUGGAUGGCAGCCUGGAAUGCCGCUGCCCGGGCCCCCUCCUCGGCCCCCAUCGUCUGACCGCUCGCAAAGCCUGAGCCGACCACUGGGAGGCGCCGGUUCGAGCAGCACAGACCCGCAUCGCCAACUUGAAGCGCCUCGAACACGACGACCGCUGCCAACAUCGAACCUCGGCCCAGUACCACCUACGCCAGCAGACUGGGUCGUCGGCGCUCCCAACCCACCCAGUGCACCUAUGCCGGAGCGCCCACAUCUUCCCGUUGACGGUGCGACGAUGGAGCCACUGAGGAUCGAUACCACCAGUCACCGUGAGCCGUCUCAUCGCGAGCCGUCACUGACACGACGUCCUGCACAACGCGGUGAAAGUGCUUCUGGUCUGCGCGAUCGCCGAUCCCGAAGUCGGGCACAGCGAGGUGAUGAAGAAGGCGCUGGACCGAGUAAUUUGGUUUUUUCGCCAGUCGAAGGGUCUAUUAGUCGGCGACGUGAACAUGCGAGAACCCGGUCGCAUUAUGUGGAGCCUCAUUCCGCCCCCAGUACUAGCACAACUAUGAAAGUAAACGGACCUUCGCCUGCCACUACCAAACCUGGGGACAAUGUCCUCACUCCUCCUUAUACCCCAGCCGUGGGCAGAAAUGUCGACGAGCAAUUGCGAAAGCAGGUUCUUAAGGCACCCGGAAGCGCUACCAGCGACCGAGCUGUGACACACCUAAUCCCGAUGCCGAACGAGGAUGCAAAUGGGUCAGUCACUCCAGGCAGGCCUCCAAGUGCUGGAUUCAGACCGCCUACGGCUAAACUGGAUUCAUUUGCAUUACAAGCGAUCGAAAGACAUCGUCAUUUUGUAGAACAGGAGAUUAAUGCUCGAACCGAUGAGGAGCGCCUGGAGUUGUUCGCCAACUUCAUGGUGCAUGAGUCUCGCAUUCGGCGGGAUCGAUACCCAUCAGCAUACAAUGCCAUGGCUGGUGAAAUCGUUGAUCUCAUGCGUGACAUGUGGCGAUCAUUUACCAAGAAUGGACGACGUACGGGAACGCCGAGUACUGGUAUGUCUUCGUAUGAUCCAACUGUGCCUUCAUCACAGCCCGGUUCAGCCAGAGGAUCAUCGUUUGGUGAUUGUACACCUGGAACCGAUGGUGCUUCAAACGGAGACCCCAACGAGCACAACGACCGGUCUGAAGGUAGGCAAUGGCCCGAGGCUUUCAAGCCGUCCCUCUCCCCUAUUCCUAGCAUGGCUGUCAGCACAGCACCGGACGAAUCGGAUUCUCGAGGCCGUUCUGCAAGCCGUUGGUGGGAGCAAAGCGUUACUGGUCCGGGAUCAAUCGGUAGACCCGACCGAAUGGAGAAAACUCGGCGCGAGACCAAAUACAUGGGCAUCACUGCAGCAGCGCUCCGCGAUUCGAGCCCGGAUCCCUCCCGGCAUACACCGAAUGGACAGAGGAAUGCCCCGGCGUCCGGAUAUGGUCCAGAUGAGUAUCCGCCAGAGAAGGUUGGGUGGCACGACAGCUAUGAUUAUGAUACACCUAUGCCUACACCACAUCAAAAUGAUCGCAUUGCCAACACACCUGGCGUAGAUCCUUUGGACGUCUCUCGUUUGGUCACCCUUCCACCGCCUUAUCCGCGCCAUCAUCCGGCUUUGAGCAACAACCAUCCACUGCUGGCAGACCUUCGGAAUGAGCACCGCAUCCUCAUACAACGCGACGAUAUUCAGAAGAUCAAGGACACAUACAAUGAUAAAGAUGCAGCUCUUCUUCAGGAACAAGCCGAGGCGAGCAAACAAAGACGAGCGAAAUUGCGUGCCAGCAUACAAAGCAAAAUUGCGGAUGGUAGCAUGUCGUUUGCUGAUGCAGCCAAAGCGGAAGCUGAUUUCGAGACGGAAGAAGGAGAGAAAAGCAAAGUUACGGCUCGAGCGAAUUUCGAUGUGUUUGAGGCCAGCGUAUCUCAUCCCCUGAACACUUUACUGCAAGAGCGUCUGAACAAAGCAAAUCAGUGCAUUCAACAGUUGACGACAGACUUGGAAAGCGGCGACGAAGCAGCAAAUCCCAAUCAAGCCCAAGAAGAGGGCGACGAACGACCAGAACGACUCGAGAAAUUGACUCUGCUGAAAUGGUUCUUUGAAGCUCGCGAAUUAUUACACAAAGAAAUGUUUGAUCUUCAUGGUAUGCGAAGUGAAAAAUAUGCCGAAGUCAUCCUCACACCUUAUCGCCUGGCCAAACAGCAAUCCAAGAUCGACGAAGCUGCUGCUUUCUUCGAAAAGGAUGGCCGAGAGCGUCAAAUUACCUUGGCCAAAGAAGCACUCAAGCGGUCAGAAGAGCUCCAAGCCGUCGUCGACAGGAAUGUCACUCGCGGCGUAGAAGACCAACUUUCCGCAUUCUGGGACAUUGCACCUGGUCUGCUGGAAAUUGUGCAACAAAUCUCCACCGACGAUGUGGAAAGCUUGGAGAUCCUCAUCCCUCCCCAGGAAUAUGCCGAAAACCCGGCCUAUCACGAGCACCCACUCCAAUACCUCUACAGCCUUCUCAAUCACGCCCACAAGAGCGCCUAUCAAUUCAUUGAGUCGCAGAUCAACCUCCUCUGUCUACUCCAUGAGGUCAAAACUGCAACGACGACAUCCUCCCUUCGCCUCGUGGAAAUGGAACGUCAUGCUGCUGUUCCUGCAGCCACCGCGGCGACUGCCAUCCCGGAAAUCACCGCGGAGAUGAAACAGGCGCGGAGAGAGGCCGAAGGACAUCUCACAAGCGACCUGAAAGAAAAGGUUGGUGACGUCGAGAGGCAGUGGAAUGAAGCGCUGGGCGAAGGCAUGGCAGAAUGUCGCGCACGUGUUGGCGGUUUCCUCGAAGAGAGUGGUGGGCUGGAAGAUGGUCUAGAGGUGUGAUGAUGGUUCCUUCUAUUUGUAUAGAUAUAUUGUACAGCGUUCUGAGCGAGAGGGGUCAAAUUUUGCUACGUUGCUUACUACUCGAGAUUCCCAGAUAUGAGGCCCACAGGACUUGAAUCGAUCGAUACCCGGCGCCGAACAAUGCAGUCUAUCAUGUAGGUGCUCAUGCUGUUGCUCUAUUCACUAGAUUAUCUCGGAAACCCUCAAGCCGAUUCUAUUGUACCAGUGUGGUGCUGCUUGUACUGCUCUUAGCUCACGCUAGAGGCUUGAGUAAAUGCCGCGCCAUGCCAGCGAGAUAUCCUGAUCCGAUGACCAGCACUACGCCAUCUGUACUACUCUCCUCCUCGGAGAUAUAUCGCAGCACCUCUACCACAG
Molecule: messenger RNA, 4320 nt
Organism: Dissoconium aciculare CBS 342.82
Lineage: Eukaryota; Fungi; Ascomycota; Dothideomycetes; Mycosphaerellales; Dissoconiaceae
Exons: 2
Coding region: 238-3945 (1235 amino acids)
Source: RefSeq, a predicted model, not a curated record